Molecule: messenger RNA, 3003 nt
Organism: Colletotrichum scovillei
Lineage: Eukaryota; Fungi; Ascomycota; Sordariomycetes; Glomerellales; Glomerellaceae
Exons: 8
Coding region: 1-3003 (1000 amino acids)
Biological process (GO): cytoskeleton organization
Cellular component (GO): cytosol
Source: RefSeq, a predicted model, not a curated record
AUGAACUCUCUGUGGCCAUCGCGGCCUGCCAACGAUGGCGCCGCCGCCGAAAACGAACCUCCACCGACUGGCGAUGUUACAGAUGCCAUGGUAGCGGAUGCUGUUGUCGCAGACGUUGGUCCCGAUGCAAGCAAUCCACCUCCUCCUCCUCCUCCUCCACGACCGUCCUUGCAGAGAAACUCGUCUGCACCGUCUCCAGCUCCGGCCCCAGUUCCGAUACCCCCGGCCCCAAUGCCUCCUGCGCCCGAACCCCAGCAGCCUACCGACUCACUGUCGUUAUUGCAGCUUCGUAAAAUCGUUGCCGAGUUCAGUCGUGGCGAGCCUGUCGCCUACGAUUUCGUCUACAAUGACAUGGGUGUCCACGACGAGGAGGUUGACGAAUGGUUUGUUUAUCAGUUUUGGCAAUGGGUGCGAUUGAACGCUGCUCAGCGAGCUUUCGAAUGGCAGUGGCAGCACGAUUACGACAUACAGACAACUUGGGAAGAGACGGACCACCAGACAAAGGCCAAGUUCACGCUAGAUGCCCUAGAUGGUCUUCAAGUCAAGGACCCGACACAACGUUCUGCGCAUAUUGGCAAAGUUCUGUACCUAGUGCUAGGUCGAUGGGGCGAUACGUCGACGCCUGACACUGUAGGUGACAGGAGGUCGGCUGCCAGUGCGACACAAUUGGAGGCUAUCAGAUCAAGCAUCAGCUUCUUAACCUCUUUGGACGGCAUUAACACUGUUUGGUCGGCUCUGCAAAGUUGCUUUGAUGUAUUUUGGUCGGAUGAUGCUCGUCUCGUCCAGCCCGGCGGCGCCCAAGAGGCCCAGGAUGAGCUUAUUAAUCUUAUGACCAUCAUGUAUGUCAUUAUUCAGGAGGCACUGAGCUUCCCCAAUGAGCUAGAGGCUACAAGAUCCGAGCUUCUUUCUCUCAAACCUGGACUGGUUGAUUUUAUGUCACUCGCAACCUCGAAGCUGCGUUGGGACGAUGGGAACUUGAUGCCAUCCAGCCAGACUACCAUGUGUUCCGGCAAGAGCUUACAUCCAAGUAUCCGGUCGCCUCUAGACUACCAUGUGUUCCGGCAAGAGCUUACAUCCAAGUAUCCGGCCUAUGUCCCUCCGCGGACGCUCAUUCCUCUAGAACCUGAGAACACGACCCUUCUUCCACCCAUUCCAAAUCAGCCCACGAGGACAAGCGCAGCCAAUGGGAUUUUCCCCGGGCCGCCCACCUCACAAAGCGGCGGCGCUUCCAUCUUGCAUCAACCCGUGCACAUUGCGACACCGGCUCCAUCACCGCCGCCGUCUCCUGGUGUUGGGGGCAAGGGCGGCAAAAAGCAAAACUACCAGACGAACCAGAACUUCCCCUUCAUGUACCCGCCUCUAGAUGCCACAAGCAACAGCGCUGGUGGUAAAGGUGGGGCUGGCUUGCAGGAACAGCUUGUUGGUCGCAGGUGGGAGGGCAGUGAUAUUCCUGCGUCCAUCUUGGAGGCGGGCGAAUUAUUUGCCAAGAGGGUUCGCAUGACCCGUGCUACACGGCAGCUGUGGGAAGAGCGCGAAAGCUUCCUCAGAUUCGAGAGAGGAUGGGAAGCAGAUGGCGACGACAGUGAUGUUGAUAACCUCGACCUUGAGGGGCUGACCCUUGAAGAGAAGCAGGAGAUUGCUGCGUUCAAGGCAGAGACCAAAGCUGAGGAACGUAGAGAAGCGCAACUUUCGAUGCGGGAGCCCGAAAUCGACUGCGGCCCUUCGGCUGAUAAAGUCAACGUUGAGAUCAAGCGACGUCUGCUUGCUGUCGAAAGCUUCUACAAAGAAUCUCUCCCUCAUCUGCAGUCGCUUGUAAUCGUCCUUCUGAGGCCGAUACUAAUGAACGUCACCGCUGUGUUGUCGCAACCUCCGCAAGGCCAACAACACCCAAGCAUGGCCGGCAGAGGUGCCAAUGGCGGUAUGAAUGGCGGCGCUGGACCUAACAGACAACAGCAGCCCCAAGAUCCCUCUUCAGCGGGAGGUGGCCCUCCAGAGCUCCCUGAGAUGUCACCGGAGGAGGUCGAUGCCGCGCGAUCCCGGGAAAUCACUACAAAGGCCAUUACCGGUAUUCUCCUGCUUCUAUUGAAGUGGCUCAGAGUCUCUCACAUCUUGAAAUCCGAGUACAUGACGCAACUUUUGCUGGAUUCUAACUACCUCCCGCUGGUGCUCAAGUUAUUCGCCCAUCAGGAUGUUCAACAGGUUGUCGACAGCAAAACGGACCGGCUAGAGAACAGCUUCUUCCACUUCUGCAAUCUGCGGUCGAAAUUCAAGGAGAAGUCGCCUGUACAAGCAGAGCCGGACGAGGAGGAGAGCGAGGACGAAGCGGCGCCACCACCUAUCAAGAGAAGGCGAUCACCGCCUCGCGUCGCGACUGCCGCUACCCGCGAUGGCGACGACACCAGCAAGCUUGAAGGACAAGCUGCGGUGCGACCUGAAGUUGAUGAGCUCGGAUAUCCUGUCGGCGACCUGCCAGCAGAGCCCAUCACUGAUUUUUCGAGAAGAAACUUCUUCUCCUUAAUCAACUACCUGCGAAUCAUGCAAAAGAUUUGCAAGCACAAAGCUCACCGGAACCUUCUCCUGGUGCAGUACAAAUCUGCCAACAUCCUCCGCAAAUCCCUCAAGAUCCCCCAGCCAGAACUCCGACUAUACACCUUGAAGCUGUUCAAGAACCAAGUACCCUACUGCGGCCGUAAGUGGCGGCAGAGCAACAUGCGCGUCAUCACGGCGGUGUACUUACACUGCCGACCUGAACUGCGUGACGAGUGGUUAGCUGGCAGCGACGUUGAUGCCGAGGUGGACUCGGCGCUGCCAUUGGAGCAAGCAUUGCGCAGUCUGACGCACUGGUUCAAUGUGCGGCGAUACCCAGACAAGAUUGCGGCCGAGCUACGGGCGGCCCUGCGCGAGGAGCAAGACUUUUUCACAAGGGAGCUGGAGAAGCUGGACAUGAAUUGGGCUGAUGUCGGGGCCGACGAUGGCGCAAAUAUGUCUGGAAUAGGUUAUUAA